ACAAUUUUGACCUCUAAAAAUCCCGUUCCGAAAUCUAUUCAUACAAAGAUCCAAUCUUUAUCAUAAAAUCUGUAUUAGAUUAUCAAUUUAUCAUACAAAAAUUAAAAUCCUUAUUUUAUUUUUCUGCACAAGUAUUUUGAAGUAAAAAAAAUUGGCGAUUGUUCGAGUGUGGAGUCAAGAAAGCCGGUUAAUUUAGUCUCUGUUCAAACUACACCAACUCACACACACUACACACAGUGAAACACCCCCCACCCCACCCACCCCCACCCCCACCCCCACCCCUUCUCUAUAUAUAAGCGACAAGGAGCUUUGCUGGAGUUUCAUUCUCGCUUAAUAUAUUCUUUAUUGGCUGCUCCAUUUUUAUCAGGCUUUGAUCUUGCUCAAAAGUUGAUCAUGGCACCAGAAGCUGCUUCAAUCAACCCAAAAGAUGUUUGCAUCGUGGGUGUUGCUCGGACACCUAUGGGUGGUUUUCUCGGUUCACUCUCAUCAGUACCGGCAACCAAGCUUGGAUCCGUAGCUAUUCAGAGUGCUUUGAAGAGAGCAAAUAUCGAUCCAUCACUUGUACAAGAAGUUUUCUUCGGGAAUGUACUCAGCGCAAACUUAGGACAGGCUCCUGCCCGUCAGGCAGCGUUGGGUGCCGGGAUCCCGAAUUCAGUAGUCUGUACAACCAUCAACAAAGUCUGUGCCUCUGGAAUGAAAGCAACUAUGCUAGCAGCGCAAAGUAUCCAGUUGGGUCUCAAUGAUGUUGUAGUGGCCGGUGGCAUGGAGAGCAUGUCUAAUGUCCCAAAAUACAUCGCAGAGGCGAGGAAAGGAUCUCGACUUGGACACGACUCUCUUGUUGAUGGAAUGCUGAAGGACGGACUCUGGGAUGUUUACAACGAUGUUGGCAUGGGUGUCUGUGCUGAAUUAUGCGCUGAGCACCAUAGCAUUACGAGAGAGCAGCAGGACGAUUUUGCUGUCCAAAGUUUCGAGCGUGGAAUUGCUGCUCAAGAUGCCGGUGCCUUUGCGUGGGAGAUUACUCCAGUCGAAGUAUCCGGUGGGAGAGGACGACCAUCCACCAUUGUUGACAAGGAUGAAGGUCUUGGAAAGUUUGAUGCUGCAAAGUUGAGGAAGCUAAGACCGAGUUUCAAGGAAACCGGUGGAACUGUCACAGCCGGCAACGCUUCUAGCAUAAGCGAUGGUGCCGCUGCUCUUGUUUUAGUAAGCGGACAGAAAGCUCUGGAGCUCGGGCUUACAGUCAUUGGAAAGAUCUCCGGAUAUGCUGAUGCCGCUCAUGCCCCGGAACUGUUUACGACUGCCCCGGCUCUUGCAAUUCCCAAGGCACUCAAGAAUGCUGGUUUGGAAGCAUCUAAAGUGGACUAUUACGAAAUCAAUGAAGCUUUUGCGGUCGUGGCUCUUGCUAAUCAGAAGCUAUUGGAUCUUAGUCCAGAAAGAGUUAACGUACACGGUGGAGCUGUGUCUCUAGGACAUCCUCUCGGUUGCAGUGGCGCUCGUAUCUUGGUCACUCUUUUGGGGGUUUUGAGGCAAAAGAACGCAAAGUAUGGCGUUGGUGGCGUUUGCAACGGAGGAGGAGGCGCCUCGGCCCUUGUCUUGGAACUCGUGUAAUCCUACCUAGUUUGUGAUUUCGUUGGGACGACGCGACUGGCAGCGGAGCAGCCUUUGAAGAGAUGGAGAAAGCAGAGUGAAUUAGAUUAAUCUGUACCAUCUUUCAGUCUUAGAUGAGGUUUUUACUGUGUUUAUUUUUCUUUCUCUUCAGCCAAUAAAUUUGACUUAGAUAGAUAGUAGAGAAGAGUGUGUGUAUCUGAAUCAUAUUGCUGUGUGUACUUUUAUCUCCCAAUAAAUGUUACUCCUAUCUUUAUCUCUA
Molecule: messenger RNA, 1864 nt
Organism: Salvia miltiorrhiza (redroot sage)
Lineage: Eukaryota; Viridiplantae; Streptophyta; Magnoliopsida; Lamiales; Lamiaceae
Product: acetyl-CoA acetyltransferase 2-like
Biological process (GO): fatty acid beta-oxidation
Molecular function (GO): acetyl-CoA C-acetyltransferase activity
Source: RefSeq, a predicted model, not a curated record